AUGGGGCGGGCCAACCGCCCUGAGAGGCAGUGCCUGGACAGUAGACGAUGCAGCUGCAGCUUCCUGGGAGCCUCUCUGGCGCAGGCGGAGACCGGAGGCUGGGCCCGUAAUGACGGGCGGCGGCGCACUUGGAGCAUUCGCUCCACUCCCUCCCGACACUUGCGGAACCUGGAGAGGGUGGGGAGGUGGAAGAGGCUGAAUCUGAAACUAGACGAUGGGCAUUUAAACAACUCCUUGGGCUCUCCAGUUCAAGCGGACGUGUACUUCCCACGACUGAUAGUUCCAUUUUGUGGGCAUAUUAAAGGUGGUAUGAGACCAGGCAAGAAGGUGCUAGUGAUGGGCAUCGUAGACCUCAACCCAGAGAGCUUUGCAAUCAGCUUGACCUGUGGUGACUCAGAAGAUCCUCCUGCCGAUGUGGCAAUUGAACUCAAAGCUGUGUUCACAGAUCGGCAGCUACUUAGAAAUUCUUGUAUAUCUGGGGAAAGGGGUGAAGAACAAUCAGCAAUCCCUUACUUUCCAUUCAUCCCAGACCAGCCAUUCAGAGUGGAAAUUCUUUGUGAGCACCCACGGUUUAGAGUGUUUGUGGAUGGACACCAACUUUUUGAUUUUUACCACCGCAUUCAAACAUUAUCUGCGAUCGACACCAUAAAGAUCAAUGGGGACCUCCAGAUCACUAAGCUUGGUUGA
This is a messenger RNA of Orycteropus afer afer, 687 nucleotides long. Lineage: Eukaryota; Metazoa; Chordata; Mammalia; Tubulidentata; Orycteropodidae. The record is from RefSeq and is a predicted model, not a curated record.